Sparassis crispa is the source of this 381-nucleotide messenger RNA. RefSeq lists its product as hypothetical. The coding region runs from base 1 to 381 and encodes 126 amino acids. NCBI's taxonomy places the organism in Eukaryota, Fungi, Basidiomycota, Agaricomycetes, Polyporales, Sparassidaceae. The record is from RefSeq and is a predicted model, not a curated record. The transcript is spliced from 2 exons.
AUGUCUGCCCAGUCUUCAACAUCAGAUGCGCGCCCCUGCCUGUUCUCCAGAGGGAGGUUGCAGUUGGAAGUCUACACUUGGAGGAUCCAAGAAGCUGUUCUGGCACUGGAGCCUGACCCAGAUCACUUCACCAAGGUCCGUUGGGAGGAAGGCUUGCGCCGGGAGAUGUUUGCCGUCAGGGGUAUCUGUGACGACCUCGCGUUGGCGGGUCAUGCUGACCAUAUUGACCAUGGCGGAGUUAUCGCCAGUGUCCUCACCGUCUGCACUUUCAAUCGCGAAGUUCUGCACCCCAUCAGCAUUGACAUCAAGGCGAUUCCACGCCCCACCACCCUCGUUCCUCAUCCUAAGAACCUACUCGAGGAUUCACCCGACUACUGGUAG